AUUUAACCUUCCUAAAUAAUUUGUCACUUGUAAAUGGCAAUUUUCUGAGAAUACCAUGUUGCUAAGCGACAGACCGGAAGUAUUUCUGUUAUGUAACUAUUAUAUGGCGCGUUUGUGAGUCUCAUGUUAAAAGUUUUAUGCCUACAUGCCUUAAAGCCAAGAUUAAGAUUACUAGAAUAUAUAAAACCAAAACGAGGUAUGUCUAAACAGAAGAAGUUAACCGAUUAUGGAAACCCUGCAAAAAAGCAGAAAGUAGAAGAAAUUGAUGAAGCAGAAACCACAGAAUUUCUUAAUAAUAUAUCUUCAGAAAGAUUGUCAUGUGCUUCCUCAAUUAAAGAUUUCAAAUUUAACAAAAAGAGAGUCAGAGUGAUUUCUGAAGCUAAAGAUAUACCAAAAAAUGCAGAAACUAUUGUGUACUGGAUGUCAAGAGACCAGCGUGUUCAAGACAACUGGGCACUUCUGUAUGCUCAAUAUCUUGCUUUUAAGGUUGAUCUCCCAGUCUGCAUUUGUUUCUGCUUGGUUCCGAAGUUUUUAGAUGCUACUAUUCGACAUUAUCGCUUCAUGCUGAAAGGUUUGAAAGAAGUAUCAGAGGAAUGUGAGUCAUUGAAUAUUCAUUUUCACUUACUUUUUGGUGAAGCCAAAGAUGUGUUACCAAACUUUGUAAAGAGCAACAAAGUUGGAACUAUUGUUACAGAUUUUUCACCCUUAAGAGUACCAAGAAAAUGGCUUUUAGAUAUUUCAAAAAAGUUGCCAUCUGAUGUACCAUUGUUGCAAGUUGAUGCUCAUAAUUUAGUUCCAUGUUGGAUAGCUUCUGAUAAGCAAGAAUAUGGAGCCAGGACAAUCAGGAAAAAAAUUCAUGACAAACUUAAAGAAUUCCUUACAGGAUUUCCCCCAGUAUUAAAACAAAAGGUUACUGCAAAAUGCAUGUACGAGCCCACUGAUUGGAAAAACAUUGAAAAGCAUUUAGAUGUGGACAUGAAUGUAGGGGAUGUAGCUUGGGCCCAGCCAGGAACUAAAGGAGGCUUGCUAAAAUUAUAUGAAUUUGUUAAAAUUCGAUUAAAGUAUUUUAAUGAUUCACGCAAUGAUCCUACGAAAGACAGUUUGAGUAAUCUUUCUCCGUGGUUUCAUUUUGGUCAGAUUUCGAUACAAAGAAGUAUUCUAGUUGUUCUUAAGUACAAGAGUAAAUAUCCUGCAUCAGUAGAUGCAUUUGUUGAAGAAGCAGUAAUUCGUAGGGAGCUUGCUGAUAACUUUUGCUAUUAUAAUUCAAAAUAUGAUGAAGUGGAGGGUGCAUAUGAUUGGGCUAAAAAGACAUUAAAAGAUCAUUCAAAAGAUAAGCGAGAAUAUUUGUAUUCGAAGGAAAAAUUGGAAGAUGCAAAAACUCAUGAUCCUCUAUGGAAUGCAGCUCAGAGACAAUUGAUUGUGGAAGGGAAAAUGCAUGGAUUCUUGCGGAUGUAUUGGGCAAAGAAAAUUUUAGAGUGGACUCAAAGUCCUGAAGAAGCACUGGAGAUAGCGAUAUAUCUCAAUGAUAAAUAUUCAUUGGAUGGGCGUGAUCCAAAUGGUUAUGUGG
Molecule: messenger RNA, 1567 nt
Organism: Stegodyphus dumicola
Lineage: Eukaryota; Metazoa; Arthropoda; Arachnida; Araneae; Eresidae
Product: deoxyribodipyrimidine photo-lyase-like
Biological process (GO): photoreactive repair
Molecular function (GO): deoxyribodipyrimidine photo-lyase activity
Source: RefSeq, a predicted model, not a curated record